AUGCACAUCUUGGUAGUAACGCUGUCAAUUCGACUUGGUUUUGCCAUCAACAAACACAACAGUGGCGCAAAAAUGAGCGUUUUUACCGUGCCUGUCGAUAAAAUAAAGCAAGAAAAGAAUGAUGAGGAAGAUAUCGAGGAAUUGCUGCCGGUGCACAAAGUGUUAUCCGAAAGCAAACUAUUGCAAGCAUCCGUCGAAGUGAUAGACAUUACCGAGAAUGAGUAUGAGAAUGAAUUCAAAGGCUUUCUAAACACACUGUCCGACCGGCGGCAUGAUAUCGAUGCAAGGCGUACCGGUACUAAAGCCAAAUCGAAAAGAGUGAAACAUGUUCUAUGUGUACCGGCACACUUUAUGUCCCACGUUCGUAUACACCAGGAUACGUUUGUAUGCGAACUGUUUCGUAUUAACUUUACCAACGCCAUGCUCUAUGGAACGUUAACAUCCAAACACUUCAAAGAUGAUGUUACCAUAUAUCAACUUGAUGAUGGUACUGCGAUAGUUUAUGUUUACCACCGGUUAUCCAACAACAAAAUGCUAGAUCAUCUGAACAAGCUAACCUGUUGCGAAGAGACUCUGCGAAGGAAACCAUCCCCGUUGAACGAAGAAUCGAUUCCAGCAUCAGUUGAGCUAAGGCGACAUCUCAGGUUGCUAAUAUCAAUGGCCAAAUGUCAGUGCCAUAAGCAGCUCGCUCGCUUAGAGCUAAGAACACGAUGUUUUGUUAUAGGACGUCCUUUCACGAGCAUCGAAGGCAAGGUAUCUGUAUUUGCUCAAACUAUACUGCCGGACGACGAGAUCGCCAAUUCCUGUGAGCUGUUCUGGAAGACCUAUCUGCUUGCGGUGUACGAACCCAUGCUUGAAAAUGUUAGCGACCAAAAUAAUUCCAGCUGA
This is a messenger RNA of Anopheles marshallii, 888 nucleotides long. RefSeq lists its product as uncharacterized. The transcript is spliced from 2 exons. The coding region runs from base 1 to 888 and encodes 295 amino acids. Lineage: Eukaryota; Metazoa; Arthropoda; Insecta; Diptera; Culicidae. The record is from RefSeq and is a predicted model, not a curated record.